Molecule: messenger RNA, 147 nt
Organism: Dentiscutata heterogama
Lineage: Eukaryota; Fungi; Glomeromycota; Glomeromycetes; Diversisporales; Gigasporaceae
Source: the annotation of a GenBank genome assembly
UCAAACAAGAAUGAUAUUAAAAGAGAAGUAUUUAGAAUUUGUAAAAUCAUAAUGAAUAUAGGUGAUUAUAAUCUUGAACUCACAGAACUCACAAAACUUCACAAAAAAAUUUUUUUUGUAUUAGAAUUGGACAAUAUUAAUACUCAG